UUACGCGGUGGGUUCGAUCCCCGUCCACGGACGUUUCGCCGCUUCUGCGUUUUGGCGCGGUUUUUCUCGGCGGCGGAAGGAGAUCGUGGCGUGGUGAUACAUAAGGCCGAGCCGCAGCCACACCCACUGUGUCUGAUAGUACCGGCGGAGGAGAAACAAGUCCCUGGACCUCCACGCACCAUGCUGCCUUUCUCCAACUUUAAUUUCACACGCAGGACGUCACGCGCAAGCAGAAACAUUUAAGUUGAACCCCUCAACUUUGGACUUUAUUGGAUAUUUUAAUUUUGAUUUUUUUACCUCUAAAAACCGUCAGAUUCUGAGGUUCAAACAUGUUGCAAAGUUUCUCUCAGUCACCGGACUGGCUUUACACGGAGCCGCUGCUGUUCGAUGAUGAGUUCUGCCAGAGCCUGAUGAAGGACCUGCAGUCGCUGCCGACGCCCCCCCAGUCCCCGCCGAUGAAGGCGGACCCGGGCGGCGGGAAGCCCCUGUCCAAGGAGGACCAGCUGAGCUACGUGUCGGACAUCCUGCUGGAGGACCGCGACAUGCAGCAGCUGGCCUGGACCUGCGACUUCCUGGCCUCGGAGCGGGAGUCCUGCCUGCCCUGCUCCCCGCUGGAGGAGCCCGGCGAGGACCUCCUGUGGCGCUGCCUGACUGGGGACAAAGUCCUGGAGGAGAAGCUGAUGCUGGGCUCUAGCCCGCCGCUCGCCGACAUCGACGCCAGCAUCUUCGAGGAGAUCGCCGGCUCCGCGCUGGACUUUCAGAGCCUGAUGGGCUCUCAGGAGACCAGCGAGUCCACGUCGGACUACGGCUCCACCGGCGGGGAGAUGUCAUCCAGUGAUUCCGAGGAGGAAAUCGAUGUGGUGACAGUGGUCCGCUGCCCCUCCAGCCUCUCUCCUCUGCCGGACCAGUCGACCUGCAAACGGAAACAGGAGGAGGUGGAGCGAGCGCGCCAGCUCCAUCACCUGGAGAUCCAGCAGCAACACAACUACGCCGCCCCGUACCCCACCUCGCCGCCGCCGAAACAGUCGUCGUCCAACAAGCGCUCGAGGGGGAGCGACGGCUCGUCCCGCCACAGCCACUCCCCCCGCAGCAGCAGCUCCUCCUCCUCGUCCUCGUCCCGCUACCACUACGUGUCCCGGAACUCGACGGAGACGGAGGACGAGGUGGAGCGGCGGCGGACUCACAACGUGAUGGAGCGCCAGCGGCGGAACGAGCUGAAGAACUGCUUCCUGCGGCUGCGCGACAACGUGCCGGAGCUGUCGCACAACGACAAGGCGUCCAAGGUGGUGAUCCUGAAGAAGGCCAGGGACUGCAUCUACGGGCUGGAGGACGAGAGCCACCGGCUGCAGGCCAAGAGGGACAAGCUGAGGACCAGGCAGGAGGCCCUGAAGACCCGGCUGCAGGCGCUGCGCAGCUAAUGCGCGGUUUUCCGGGUGGUUUUUUGUUUUGUUUUUGUACAGACUGAUACGGGACACCACGCUGCAGAGCUCACAGAAACAUUUCAAAGACUCUUGGGGUUCCAGGCGAUCCGGACUGUAACGAACACUGGUUUCUGGGUCAGAACAYGACAAACUCAACGCCACAAAUUUUCAUGCCUCGACUGCUGACUGUUGUAGAGUGUUAGGUUGUUUUUAACUGCGUUUAUUUUCAUUCCCCCCCUUCGUUCUCUGUUAAUCCGGGUCUUGGGUAUGAAUGGCCCAACGACCAGACCUCUCGUGUCUGGGAGUUUAAACUUGGAAAAAAAAAUUUUUUUUCAGGAUGUCUGUAGCCACCUCGACCAGCGAUUCCCUCCUAUCUGAAGUGGAAAUAUCAGUAAUAACAAUUUAAGCUCAUAAAACUACCAAAGUCCAGAGUAAAAAGGACGUUUUUCUUUUGUUCAAAACCAAAAAACUCAACCAGCAGAGUUGUAGCCGAUUGUUUAGUUUCUUAUUGGAGGCAGACGGUUUGUUUCAGAGCUCAACGUUUCAUAUUCAAGUGUUUAUUUCAGCUAUUGAAGCACAGAGUAUCCAUUAACUUUAAUUUUUAGAGCAUCAUAAUGGUGACUUUGGAGGAAAACAGCUGCUGGGAUAUUUAAAAGGUUCAAACCAGUGAUGACUGUUAUCAUUGUUGACGAUGACAACUUAUUAUUGAAUGCAUGUGUGUCUUUAAAUGUUUCRUUUUAUAAGACGUUAAAUCAGGUUCUGGUUAGUUGGAGGUUUUUUAUUUUUAUUUUUCUGCCUUAAAGUUAUUCAGGACUUCUAAUUUUUUGGUUAAAAGUGUCAUUUUUCCUACAGAAACAAUGGUUUGUCUCAGUUUUAAAAAUUUUUUGUAUAAGUUCGAUCUCCGGUGAAGACGCAGUGAGGUUUUAAUAAGACUGCAGGGAUCUUUUUUAUUUUUAUUUAAUUUUUUAUUUUCUUCACGUUAAACUCGGCAAACCUACCUCCACCUGACUGCAGUUAGGUCUUGUUUUGUUUUUUUCCUUUUUUAUAUAUAUAUAAA
Messenger RNA from Austrofundulus limnaeus, 2478 nucleotides. It is a transcript of the gene mych, whose product is annotated as myelocytomatosis oncogene homolog. Gene Ontology annotation, molecular function: DNA-binding transcription factor activity; protein dimerization activity. The coding region runs from base 330 to 1418 and encodes 362 amino acids. NCBI's taxonomy places the organism in Eukaryota, Metazoa, Chordata, Actinopteri, Cyprinodontiformes, Rivulidae. Gene Ontology annotation, biological process: regulation of DNA-templated transcription. The transcript is spliced from 3 exons. The record is from RefSeq and is a predicted model, not a curated record.